Molecule: messenger RNA, 1932 nt
Organism: Onychomys torridus (southern grasshopper mouse)
Lineage: Eukaryota; Metazoa; Chordata; Mammalia; Rodentia; Cricetidae
Gene: Noc4l
Product: nucleolar complex associated 4 homolog
Exons: 16
Coding region: 54-1760 (568 amino acids)
Biological process (GO): ribosome biogenesis
Cellular component (GO): small-subunit processome; Noc4p-Nop14p complex; nucleolus
Source: RefSeq, a predicted model, not a curated record
GGUGCGACUAAGCUAGGCGCAGGCCUCCGUUCCCGGGAGCCGCUAGCAGCCGCAUGGACCGCCACCCGGCUUCGGCGGGCUCCCGAGCGGAGCUUGGCCGUCUACUACAGGCGGUCCUAACGAGCCGUGGCCAGGCCAACGCGGUGUUCGACAUCCUGGCGGUGCUUCAGUCCGAGGACCCUGAGGAGAUCCAGGAAGGAGUACGCACAUGCAGCCGACUCUUCGGUACCCUGCUGGAGCGGGAAGAGCUGUUCGUGGGCUCGCUGCCACACGAGGACACGGUCCUGGCAGGAUCCCAGGGAGCCACACACAAAUACAAAGUGUGGAUGAGACACCGCUAUCACAGCUGCUGUAACCGCCUGGAGGAGCUCCUGACCCAUCCCUCCUUCCAGGUCAAGACUUGUGUCUUCCACACAGCUGUUUCACUGUGUGGUGUGAUUCAGCUGGCCCUGAAGACAUGGAAUCUGCAACCCCAGUUCUGGGCCCCAUAUCUGCUUCGUGUAUUGUCGUGUUUGGUGUGGUGUCUCCGAAACUGCAUGACAAGAGAGCAAUUAGAUGGAGCUGGCCCUAAAGACACUUAUGAAGUUUGUGCAGCUGGAAGGAGCGAAACCCCUGGAGAAGCCCCAGUGGGAAAGUCACUACCUCUUCCCCCGCACACUCUUCAGGUGGUAGGAGGCCUGCUCACACCCGAGGAUGACUACAGCCUGCUUAUCUCCCAGUUCUGUGAGUACUUGGAAUAUGAUGACAUCCGGUACCACACAAUGCAGGUGGCCACAAGUAUUGUGGCCCGAGCCACCAGCCAGCAACCUGAGGUGCCACUCACCUUCUGGAACAAUGCCUUCAUAUUGUUGUCUGCUGUGAACCUGCCCCUCAAAGAGCAUGACCUCACCAACUUCUAUGUGAAGCAUACACAGACGUCGGACAAGUGGAAGGUCGUUCACUUGAAGGAGCACAGAAAAGCUUUCCAGGACAUGUGGCUUGGCUUCCUCCAGCACAAGCUGCCUCUCAGCCUCUACAAGAAGGUGCUGGUGGCCAUGCAUGACUCCAUCCUGCCCCACCUGGCUCAGCCCACCCUCAUGAUUGACUUCCUCACAAGUGCCUGUGAUGUGGGCGGUGCCAUCAGCCUCCUGGCCUUGAACGGGCUUUUCAUCCUAAUCCAUAAGCAUAACCUGGAGUACCCUGAUUUCUACCAAAAGCUCUAUGGCCUCUUGGAUCCAUCCAUCUUUCAUGUCAAGUACCGAGCCCGUUUCUUUCACUUGGCCGACCUCUUCCUUUCCUCCUCUCACCUCCCCGCCUACCUGGUGGCCGCCUUUGCCAAGCGCCUGGCCCGGCUGGCCCUCACAGCACCUCCCGAAGCCCUGCUCAUGGUCCUGCCCUUCAUCUGCAACCUGCUGCGUAGACACCCUGCCUGCCGAGUUAUGGUGCACCGCCCACAGGGCCCUGAGCUAGAUGCUGAUCCCUACGACCCAACGGAGAAGGACCCAGCCAGGAGCCAUGCCUUGGAGAGCUGCUUGUGGGAGCUGCAGACGCUCCAGCAGCACUACCACCCUGAGGUGUCCAGAGCUGCCAGUGUCAUCAACCAGGUGCUGUCUGUCCCCGAGGUCAGCAUUGCGCCACUCCUGGAACUUACUGCAUAUGAGAUCUUUGAGCAGGACCUGAAGAAGAAGGCACCUGGGUCAGUGCCCCUGGAGUUCAUCCCCACUAAAGGCCUGCUGGGCCGACAGGACGACCUCUGCACCCAGCUCUUUACUCUCAGCUGACCUGACUGUUGCCUCAUCUCCUAAGAAUUUUCUUUUUGUGUCUGAGACAGGAUCUCACUGUGUAGUCCAGGCUGGCCUGUAACUUGUGGUCCUCCUGCCUCAGCGUCCCCAGUGCUGAAGUUACAAGGGUGCACCACCUUGCCUGGAUUCAAAUAAAUGGUUUUUUAAGGGA